GAAGUCUACAUAAUACAGGUUUACGAAGUCCGAUAAUAAACCUUCUGGGCUAGACAGGCGUCUCUGCACAGCUCCUCCGCGCACCGGCAGCGGCACCCAGCAGCGCUGCGUGAAAUCUACAAAGUUCGGUCUCCAAACUCAACCCAACCCCUGUAGAAACCUGUCUUUUCUUCGAAUUGUGAAAGCAAGCCGAUGGGGAGGCAGAAGGGAGAAGCAAGGAGCAAGGCUCGUCCUUCAAGCAGCAGUCUCGCCGCUUCGCUCUUGCCGUCAGAAUCAGCGGCCGCGACUGUGGGAUUCGGUGGGUACAUUGGAAGCUCCAGGUUCGAUCCUUCCCUCGCUGGCAGCGACUCAGGCACCUUUCCGGAUGUAGACAGUGAAGUGGCAGUACACUUGAAAAGACUUGGGAGGAAGGAUGCUACCACCAAGCUUAAGGCUCUGGCAUCUCUGUCUCUACUGUUUAAACAGAAGCCUGGAAAGGAAAUUGUUCCAAUUCUUCCACAAUGGGCAUUUGAAUACAAGAGGCUGUUGCUGGACUACAAUAGAGAAGUUCGUCGAGCUGCUAAUGACACCAUGGCUAAUCUUGUUGUCACUGUUGGAAGAGAUAUAGCUCCACACCUAAAGUCUUUGAUGGGACCAUGGUGGUUUUCUCAAUUUGAUCCAGUUCCUGAAGUUUCCUCAGCUGGGAAGCAAUCAUUACAGGCAGCAUUUCCGGCCCAAGAAAAGAGAUUAGAUGCUUUAAUGUAUUGCACAAGUGAGAUAUUUAUGUAUUUGGAAGAAAAUUUGAAGCUCACACCACAAAGUAUGUCUGACAGAUCAGCUGCUUUGGAUGAAUUGGAAGAGAUGCAUCAGCAGGCAAUAUCUUCAUCAUUGCUGGCGUUGGCCACACUUCUCGAUGUUUUGAUAUGUGUGCGAUUGGAAAGACCUAGUUUUGAAGACGGAACUGUGGAACCUAGAAAUGCUUCAAAGGCUAGGGCAACUGCUAUUUCUUUGGCUGAAAAGUUGUUCUAUGCUCAUAAAUGUUUCCUAGAUUUCUUGAAAUCUAAGAGCCCUACAAUCCGAUCAGCUACUUAUUCAGUGUUAAGUAGUUUUAUCAAGAACAUUCAUGAAGCAAUUGAAGGAAAUUUGAAAACUUUAGCUCCUGCAAUACUGGGUGCUUUUGAGGAAAAGGAUCCUAUCUGUCAUUCAUCAAUGUGGGAUGUCAUUUUACUAUUUUCUAGGAGAUUCCCUGACAGCUGGAUGCUUUUAAAUGUUCAGAAAACUCUAGUAAACCAGCUUUGGCACUUUCUUAGGAACGGGUGCUUCGGAUCUCAGAAGGUCUCUUAUCCAGCUCUAGUUUUGUUUUUGGAUGUAGUGCCUUCAAAAGCGGUUGGUGGAGAGAAGUUUUUUCUUGAUUUUCUCCAUAACCUUUGGGCUGGAAGGAAUCUAUUAUAUUCUUCAAGUGCAGAGCAUGGACCAUUUUUCCAAGCAUUUAGAGAAUGCUUUCUCUGGGUCCUGCAGAAUGCUUCAAGAUAUUGUGGUAAUGUAGAUACCACAUCUUGCUUUCAAGCCACUCUUGUUGAUGAUAUCCCAGUAAAGCUGCUGUGGCAAGACUACCUGUUUUUUGUUGACUCAAGAAAACUGGAGAGGGUAGCCUGCGGAAUGCCUGAGGAUAUCAUACUUGAGGACAGCAAUGGACUUGUAUACAGGAAGAAAUUGGACAUAGCAAAUAUCAAAUAUCCUACUGGUUAUCUACGACAUUUGGGAACCUAUAUUGUUGAAAUUCUUUCAGGCAUCUAUUUACAGGAUCGUGGUCUACUGUCACCAUUUUGUAUGGAAUUUCAGAAGAAUUGCCUUGGGAUGUUUCAGGAAACAGAGAGCGGAGAAGCACCUACUGGGCAAAUGGAACGCAUUAUUCAGUUUAUAUCGCUACUGGAACAACAUGCAAUUCAGAAAGGGGAAACUUGGCCCUUGGCUUAUUUAAUUGGACCAAUGUGGACCAAGUCCUUCGCCUUGAUAAAAUCACUUCAGGACUUGCCAGAUGCUGUGGAACUUUUGUCAGUGACAGUUUCACUCUUUGGCCCGCGUAAGAUUGUCCGAGAAUUUUUAAUCAAUGAUGAAGCGGCAGAUUCCUCCUGUGCUCUUGCUGAUGACAGGGAUAAAGAAGUGGAGCCUGAAAAAUUUGUGCAGGUGUUCAAGGAAACGUUUAUCCCUUGGUGUUUGCUUGAACAUAAUUCCAGCAAUAGUGCUCGACUUGAUCUAUUGCUUGUGUUUCUUGAUGAUGAAUAUUUCUCUGAGCAGUGGCAUGCUAUUAUUUCACAUGCAAUUGAUCUAGAUGGUUCUCAAAGUGGCAAAGGUUGUCUGGACUCAGACUGGUUAAUUGUGUUGACAAUGCUUUUAGAGAAAGCAAGAGCUAAAAUUAUGAAGAGGCAGGUGGGAGUUCAUUCCAAUAAUCAGCAAGGCUUCCAUCCAGAUUACUUGCAUCACAAGCUUCUGGAUUCUGCUGUUAUUGCCAUUGCGAGUUCCAUUCCUCCCAUCCGUACUUAUGAUGCUCAGUUUGUAUGUGCAGUGCUUGGUGGAUCAACCGAAGGCAAUCAAAUUUCUUUUGUGUCCAGAAAUACAGUCAUCCUCAUAUUUAAGGAGGUUUUUAAAAAAAUACUUACUUUUGUUGAGGGGUCCUCUUUCACUUGUGUUAGGGAGUCGGGUCCCUUGUUAACUGCUGAAGCAAACAAUCUUGCUGCAGGAAAACAAUAUUCUACAAACGUGAUUGAGAUUGCUGACUUUGCUCUUGAAGUUCUUAAUGGUAGCUUUUUCUGCUUAGAAACGCUCAAGGAUGAUCAUGAGCUAGUUUCAGGUAUUUUAGCUUCAAUAUUUGUUAUAAAGUGGGAGCAUGAGAUGUUAAGAUCAGAGAAUGAUGCACUUGAUGAUGUAUACAAGAAAAAAACUAAGGACAGGUUGGACUUUGGCAAAUCUAUUCUGCGAUGUUUUUGUAGAAUUAGUGAUCGAUUCUGGAGUAGCCUCAGCAUUGACUGUAGGAAGAGACUUGGAAUUGUCUUGGUUCACUUUGUUAGGGCUUCCAUCUUCCAGAAAGAUGAACUUGGUACUGCCAAAAUAUCUUCACUAGGGUGCAAUUGGAUGCUUGAACUCUUGGAUUGUCUCUGUCAAAAUGAGGAUGAAGAACAAAUUCUGUUAGAUCAGCUCCUGAGUAAAGGUGAUAAAUGGCCUGUGUGGGUCAAUCUAGAGGGAUCAGCCUCCUUAGAUAUGGAAAGUGUGUCCAUUGAUUUUUAUGCAUUUCGGAACCUUGAGCUUGUUUCUUUAAUUGACAAGCUUUGUCAGAAAAUUGGGAUUGAUAAAGUUAUUGGUGGUGCUGUCAAAAAUGACCCUCCACUCCCUCAAAUGGAAGCAACCGAUGAAAAUGAAUUUUCAAGAGCCUGGCUAGCUGCUGAAAUGUUAUGCACAUGGAAUUGGCCAGAAGGUGGUGCAGUCAUUUCCUUCUUGCCUUCUCUAACUAAAUAUGCGAAGAAUCAAAGUCAUUCUUCUCGGGAAAAGUUGUUAGAUUCCAUCUUCAACAUUUUGCUUGAUGUUUCCCUUAUCAAUGGAGGAAGUUGCGCAGAUAUUUUAUUUAGAGUUUGUCCUGCCUUGGAUGAUGUGGUAGAUAAGAUUGAAGAACCAUAUUUAAGAGCUCUUGUAUCUUUGCUUGCUACUUUGUUCAAAGCUGAUGUAUGGGCAAUAGGCAAAGGUAUGAGACUCCUUGACAUGCUUGCAAGUAGACUUCACAUCGGUGAAGUAGUCAACCAAAAUUGUUUGAAGAUUCUUCCCCUGAUUGUAAGUGUUCUAUUACGAUUCUCCAGUCAAAGGAGCCUCAAUACUGGACAGUGUAGCAAGGAUGAUGACCUUGAUUCUUUAGAUGAACAUCAGAUACAGGAUACUGUGAAGGACUGGCUCCGCAGAACUCUAUUGUUACCUCCUUUGGUCACAUGGCAAACAGGACAAGAUAUUGAAGAAUGGUUUCUGUUGGUUCUGUCUUGUUAUCCUAUUGGUGCAAAUGGGGUCAGAGAAACAUUAAAGCUGGAGAGAAACAUAAGCUCAGUGGAAAGGGCACUUAUACUUGAUUUAUACCGAAAACAGAGAAUUGGUUCCCAUGCAUUUCCUACUAACUUGCCACCACUGGUCCAGAUGCUGCUAUCAAAGCUAAUGAUUAUUUCAGUUGGCUAUUGCUGGAAGGAAUUUAUUGACGAAGAUUGGGAGUUCUUCUUCUCUCACUUGAGGUGCUGGAUUCAAUCUGCUGUUGUAAUGAUGGAGGAAGUAGCAGAAAACAUAAAUGAUGCUAUCACUGGGAGCUCGACUUCUGAUAACAUGUCUGUUAUCCUUAAGAACCUUGGGCAGAUUGUUUUGAUUUCAAACGACUUUCCAAUAGACAUUGCAAGUAAUGCUCUGGCAUCAUUUUCUUUGUUUUGUGGGCAUCCGGGAUUCCAACAAUCAGAAAAUGUUGAAAAUCCAGAAAUGCUGCUGACUCAGAGAUUCGAUCCUAUUAAAGAUAGGAUUGUAGAAGGCAUUCUUCGCAUAUUUUUCUGCACUGGCAUUGCUGAGGCCAUUGCAAGUUCCUACUGCGAUGAGGCUACAUCUACUGUAGCUUCAUCUCGAUUAGAGCAUCUUUCCUUCUGGAAGUUGAUAGCUUCAAAUGUUGUCAACUCAUCACUACAGGCCAGAGACAGAGCAGUGAAAUCUGUUAAAUUUUGGAGUUUAAGCAAAGGUCCUAUUGACUCUUUGUAUGCUAUCCUGUUUUCAACCAGAUCAAUACCAUCUUUGCAGUUUGCUGCAUAUGUUGUUCUCACUACAGAACCCAUUUCACAGUUGGCUGUCAUUGAAGAUGAAAGUGCAAGUCCCUCGGUUGCGGAUUCAACCAGCCCUGACCUCGAUACAAGUCAUCUCGAUCUGGUAUCAGGCAAAAAUAUCCAUUUGAAGGAGGAAAUAUCUUGCAUGAUCGAGAAAUCACCUUUUGAAGUGCUUGAAACGGAUUUGGUGGCACAGGAAAGGGUGAAUGUCUUCCUGGCAUGGUCUCUGUUUCUAUCACAUUUGUCCUCGUUCUCAUUAUCCUCUGUGAGGGAGCAGUUGGUCCAGUAUGUUCUAGAUUCAACAAAUUUGAUAAUAUUAGAUUGCAUUUUCCAGCACAUUCCUUUGGACUCGUGUAUGUCACAAAGUCAAAAGAAGAGAGAUACUGAAAUUCCUGCUGCCACAUCAGCAGCUGCAUCUGCUGCAACACAUGCCAUCACCACUGGUUCCCUAUUAUUUUAUGUGGAAUCAUUAUGGCCUAUUGAUGCAGUGAAAAUGGCUUCACUUGCUGGAGCACUACUCGGUUUGAUGCUUCGCGUCCUUCCUGCUUAUGCACGAGGGUGGUUUACUGAGUUACGUGACCGCUCUUUUUCACCUCUUAUAGAAUCUUUCGUAAGAUCAUGGUGCAGUCCUCCUUUGGUUGCAAAUGAACUUUUGCAGAUAAAGAAGGCCAAUAUUGCUGAUGAGAAUCUUGAAGUAAGUGUAAGUAAAUCAACAAAUGAGGUUGUUGCUACCUACAAGAAGGAAGAGACAGGAAUGGAUUUAAUUAUUCGUCUCCCUGCAUCUUACCCAUUGCGGCCCGUUGACAUUGAUUGUACAAGGAGCCUUGGAAUUAGUGAGGUGAAGCGGAGGAAAUGGUUAAUGUCUUUGGCAUCAUUUGUUCAUAAUCAGAAUGGAGCUUUAGCUGAAGCUAUACGGAUAUGGAAGCGCAAUCUUCACAAGGAAUUUGAACAUGUUGAGGAGUGUCCAAUUUGUUACAGUGUUAUCCACACUGUCAACCACAGCCUCCCUCGUCUUGCUUGCAAGACCUGUAAGCACAAGUUUCAUUCGCAUUGCCUCUUCAAGUGGUUCAGAACAUCCCACAAGUCGACUUGCCCAUUGUGCCAGUCCCAAUUCUAACUUGGCUGUUAAUUCUGGGUGUUGCUUAUGUGAUAUCAUUGGAGCAAAAUAGUGGACGCUAUUACAUUUGAGCUUGCCACAGAGCGUAUUAAUUUAAGUUCCAACUGAGUUUAAAGGAUCGGCUGUAAAAUGCACUUUGUGAGUGCUCUCUCUCUCUCUCUCUCUCUCUCUUGCACAUUUUCAAUGUUUAUGGCAGCUCAAUUGUCAAGUAGAUUAUUUUAUUUAAUGGACAGCGACUUACUCCGAGGUUGUUUCUAUGAAGGGCAGACUUACACAACAUGCAGUAAGAUCUCAAUGGCUAUUUUGUAGAAGGUUCUGAUAUGCUCGAGCAAACAUAGAUUUCAUUUCAGUUUCUGGCCUUCAAUAUAUGAAUGCUGUCGGGGAAUGGAAUUGAUUCUAGCUUUUGACUUUUGACAAUCUGAAAAUAGCUCCAGUCAACUUGUAAAAGAAAAUCCCUGAAUUUUGGGGAAAAGGAGGAACCUAUCUCCUGUCUUUCCCCCUCUAUUUUCUUUUUCCUAGAAUGCCCAAUCCAAGUUCUUGGUUUUGACUGCUUGUCUAGGAAUGAUUGACCUUAGCUUUCUUUUUUCUUUCUGCAAUUUCUUUAUGUUUUGAGUUUGUACAUAUGCAUGAAAUGUUUUGUUGUAACUGCUGAAAUUUAUUUGUUUUUCAACUGGGCAAUGCGGUGAGUAAUUAUGUGUUACGUGGCUAUUCAGCGAGUGAUGGUCGUGAUGUUGAACUGGAACGACCACACGAAACAAUUUUGGUGCUGUUCAAGUGUUGGAGGCAUUCAAACUAGGCUCUGUAAUUAGAACCUUUUUCAUCCUGUUGGAUUUUGCUCA
Tripterygium wilfordii is the source of this 6767-nucleotide messenger RNA. RefSeq names its product E3 ubiquitin-protein ligase listerin. Gene Ontology annotation, molecular function: ubiquitin protein ligase activity; ribosomal large subunit binding. The record is from RefSeq and is a predicted model, not a curated record. Gene Ontology annotation, biological process: rescue of stalled cytosolic ribosome; ribosome-associated ubiquitin-dependent protein catabolic process. Bases 193 to 5928 code for a protein of 1911 amino acids. Gene Ontology annotation, cellular component: cytosol; RQC complex. The transcript is spliced from 16 exons. NCBI's taxonomy places the organism in Eukaryota, Viridiplantae, Streptophyta, Magnoliopsida, Celastrales, Celastraceae.